Molecule: messenger RNA, 612 nt
Organism: Caenorhabditis remanei
Lineage: Eukaryota; Metazoa; Nematoda; Chromadorea; Rhabditida; Rhabditidae
Exons: 5
Coding region: 1-612 (203 amino acids)
Source: RefSeq, a predicted model, not a curated record
AUGAAAAGCGAUUCAAAUUCAAGUUCGGAAGAUGAAAAGAAAACCAUGACUCCCUCGGAGAGCACAGAAGAACAACUAUCUUUUCGCAGUCCAGAAGCAGAUCGAGUCAGUAUUGUUCCGGAAUGCGCUUACAGUGCCUGGAAUAUAUUCAUCGGAAUAUUCUUACUUUUCACUACAAUCUUCUUGACGCCCGGUGAAAUCCCAUCUAUUGUGACCCAAUGUUUUGGAGUGCUUUUCAUUUUCGUCGGUUUACUCGCUUUCGUCCUCAUCUUCAAAUCGGCUCGUUCAAUCUUCAUUGUCUUGACUGUCUUCUCAGCUAUUACGAUUGUUCUGACAAUGUUGACGAUAAUCGGAUUUGUUUAUACGAUUGACGGAUCUUUCCCUGUUCCUGAACUAAUGCUGAAAAACACAUUCUUGGAAAUUGUGUUGGCAGGUUUGCUUCUUUUUCAUAUCGUAUUCAAUUUGUUCAGCUUCUUCAUUUUCUUAAAGAGAUCAUGCAAGAGCCAAAAUACUCUGAACGAUGAACACAACCAACGGUCGUUUCGAUCAUCGGCGCAAGCACAAGAGAAACAAGAAAAGGGAUCAGCCGAAAUUAUUGUGAUGGAUUAUUAA